GUUGGCAACAUUGUAAGCUAGAAGAAAAAGCGUUACCGUCGAGAAUUUGACAUUUCUUUGUAGGAAGUGUUUUGCUGUUUAUUUUUCAAUUUUCCUAAUAAUUUUCCGAUACAAUAUGGCCAAUGCGAAUGGGGCAAAUCAGCCUCCCGAAAAUGCUAAUGAGGAUGUGUUUUUUCCCGUACGUGAAGGAAGUUUCUUCAAACAAAUCGGUGAAAUUUGUGGCUUAUACAAAACGAUGGUUGUUGUAAGUCCAUAUACUUCAAUAUAUCUUUACGGCGUUGAAGUGGGAGCAAUAUUAUACCUAGACGAUGGAGAGACAGUAUUGGGAAGGGUUGGGGAAAUUGUGCGGCCUUUACGAUUCUUAGUUGAAAUGUCCACCCACAGAGAAGUUACCGAUUUAGCAGUACGGACACCAGUUUAUAUGCGAAAAUUCUUAUUAGCUCGAAGUCAAAGGAAUACAGCAGUUUUUGAAAGAGAAAGAACCUUGCAAUGUUUUUAUACAAAAAUCACCAACACUUUUUAUGGUGCCUAUCAAGUUGAAUAUUCGGAUUCAACUGCUCGUCAACUUAAGCUUCGUGAGAUGUACAGCGAGUUCCUUGAUGUGUUCCAUGGCCAUGGAAUACAAGGUUCUAGCGUGAAAAGUACCAUUGCUGGGGAAGAGCCUGAAGAUAAAUAUGAAACAAAAAUUCAUUUAAUUUAUCCUGAUUAAUUAUACUUUGAUUAUAUUUCAUUUCAUACAAAAAACAAUUUAGGACAAUUUCAUUCAGCGAAACACAAACAUUUUUUAUAUUAUUAAUGUCAAAUUUUUGGUGGUUAACAGUAAACUUUGAUUUACUAUAAA
This is a messenger RNA of Onthophagus taurus, 841 nucleotides long. RefSeq lists its product as uncharacterized. NCBI's taxonomy places the organism in Eukaryota, Metazoa, Arthropoda, Insecta, Coleoptera, Scarabaeidae. The record is from RefSeq and is a predicted model, not a curated record.